CUACUCAUCACUGCCAAGGGUGACUGAUCAGAGCUAUAAUGGACAUAUCGACCUGUGUAAGGCCGAUUCUUACGGCGAAACCUCACGGAUUUAUCGUAAAGUCCUGAGAUACCCGGAUCUCCGAGCACCGCAGAGGCAUCAAAAUCCGCAUAUAAGUCGCUUUAAUCAUCAAAGUUGAUCAUCAAACAAGAAGCAGACAUUACUACUCAUCAGAUCUUGUUAGUCAUAUACAAUUUCAUCCCCUUUGAGCAACAAUACAGACGAAACCUUGAGAAAAUCAUCAUGUCAGAGCUUGUAUUCAUCACUGGCGCGGCCGGUUAUAUUGGGCACAAAACGCUUUACUUUGCCUUAGAAGAAGGUUACAAGGCUCGAUGCGCUAUCCGAAAGCAGGAGCAGGCGGAGAAGAUACUCGCUCGCCCUAGCAUUGCACCGUUCAAAGAUGCGAUUGACUUCGUAGUCGUGACAGAAAUGACGAAAAUCGGAGCGUUUGAUGAUGUUUUGCAUGGAGUAACUGCUAUCAUUCAUCUUGCUUCUCCAUUGGCAAAGGAGACGGAUGACUACGAGCGGAACAUUGUCAGGCCCGCCAUCGAUAUCAACACUUCGAUUCUUUCAUCUGCCGCAAAGACGCCUUCGAUCCGAAGAGUCAUCAUAACAUCGUCGGCGGUUACCCUCGUUCCGUUCCAAUGGAACUUAGCCCCAGACUCCAGAAGGGUCUACACGGAACGAGAUGUCAAUACCAACCCCGUCCAGCCAUACACCAGCGUCAUGGAUGCCUACUGGGCCUCGAAAUCCCUCGCCCGAACCACCGUCCUUGACUUCAUCAGCGAGCAGAAACCCCAUUUCGACGUCGUUAGCCUGCUUCCCUCCGUUGUGGUUGGCGCAGAUGAGCGCGCUACGAGCACCGAAGAGCUCCUCGAAGGCACGCGAACCUUGGUGAUGGGUCCAGUCCUAGGCGUUCAGUCCCCGUUCCCCAUGGUCGGCGUUCCAGUCGAUAUAGUCGAUGUUGCUAGAGCUCAUGUCGACGCGAUCAAGCCCUCUGUUCCUGGAAAUGCAGAGUAUGUGCUUUCAUCUGAUACUCCUGAUGGGAUUGAGUGGGACCAGGCGCUCAAUCUUGCGAAAACGUAUCUCCCCGAUGAUUGUGGAGAGGGAAAGGCGCUGCCUCUGGGCGGCUCGUUUCCGACGACGAAGUGGCUGCUUGAUGUAUCAACGACGGAGAAGGCGUUUAGGUGGAAGUUCACGCCGUAUGCGACUACGAUGAGGGGGCUAAUGGAGCAGUAUGUCGAGCUCGCUAAUAAAGCGAAGGCGUAAAAUCAAGGUGCACAUGGAAAUCGGCGGAAUCAGAUCAGCUAUAACCUUAUUAGGCCACCUCAGAUAUCCUUAAAAAGGUGUACACUAACUAGAGGCUGACAUGCCACAAGACCAUGGACG
Mytilinidion resinicola is the source of this 1428-nucleotide messenger RNA. RefSeq names its product NAD(P)-binding protein. The record is from RefSeq and is a predicted model, not a curated record. Gene Ontology annotation, molecular function: oxidoreductase activity, acting on the CH-OH group of donors, NAD or NADP as acceptor. The transcript has 5 exons. Bases 283 to 1308 code for a protein of 341 amino acids. Lineage: Eukaryota; Fungi; Ascomycota; Dothideomycetes; Mytilinidiales; Mytilinidiaceae.